Messenger RNA from Myotis daubentonii (Daubenton's bat), 1553 nucleotides. Its product is annotated as keratin-associated protein 4-12-like. The record is from RefSeq and is a predicted model, not a curated record. The transcript has a single exon. The coding region runs from base 638 to 1204 and encodes 188 amino acids. NCBI's taxonomy places the organism in Eukaryota, Metazoa, Chordata, Mammalia, Chiroptera, Vespertilionidae. Gene Ontology annotation, cellular component: keratin filament.
GAAGAAACAUCAAAAUUUCAUGACUUGGUUUUUCCUCGUACACCAGUUACUUAUUUCCCAUCUGAAAGUCUGGAAAAUGGUCCCUGAUUAGCAGUAGGGAGAGGAAAUAUCCUAAGAGUCUUAUUCUCAUGCCAGCGAUGCCCUGAUUCACAUUCAACACUUCUCUGCCCACCUGACCCACAAUGAAUGAGACAUCAAACUAGAAUGCAGCUGUAUCCCCCUAAGUCACCAAAAGGAAUGUGGCUUAUUAUCACCCAAAGGCAGACAUGUUGGGCUGUGCAACAUGAGACACACAUACAUGAUCUAAAUGCAUAAAUCACAUGACAGCUUUCUUUAAGGAAGAUGAAGCAAGAAAGACACAUAAGAGAUGAUCCAGGAAGAGCUGAAGUGAGGAAUCCUAACCCAUCAGGAAAAGGAAAUAUUGUUUUCCAUCCAUCUUGAAAGGUUAGCCAAGAAAACAAACCUGGCUAAUUUCCUAAUCACCUGUUAAUUAGGACAAACAGGACAAGGAAAGAGCACAGCUUCUGAUGACAGCAGCCCUUAGCAGGGUAUAAAAGGGGACCUGGGGCAAGCAGACUUCCAAACCUUCCAACCCACCUUCCUGAAAACUCACUCCGAACCUCCACCCUCUGACACCAUGGUCAACUCCUGUUGUGGAUCCGUCUGCUCUGACCAGAGCUGUGGCCAAGGCUGCUGCCAGGAGACCUGCUGCCGCCCCAGCUGCUGCCAGACCACCUGCUGCAGGCCCUCCUGCUGUGUGUCCAGCUGCUGCCGCCCCUGCUGUGGCUCCAGCUGUUGCCGCCCCUGCUGUGGUUCCAGCUGCUGCCGCCCCUGCUGUGGCUCCAGCUGCUGCCGCCCCUGCUGUGGCUCCAGCUGCUGCCGCCCCUGCUGUGGCUCCAGCUGCUGCAGGCCUACCUGCUGCAUCUCUAGCUGUUGCCGCCCCACCUGCUGCCAGACCACCUGCUGCCGCCGCCCCAGCUGCUGUGUGUCCAGCUGCUGCCGCCCCUCCUGCUGUGGCUCCUGCUGUGGCUCCAGCUGCUGCCGCCCUUCCUGCUAUGGCUCCUGCUGUGGCUCCAGCUGCUGCCGCCCCAGCUGCUGUGUGUCGAGCUGCUGCCGCCCUAGCUGCUGCCAGACCCUCUGUUGCAAGACCACCUGCUGCCGCCCCACCUGCUGCCAGACCACCUGCUGCCGCCCAGUCUGCUGACUUCCCUGAACUGUGCCCACUGGUUUUCGUCAGCCAAUCUUCUUGAUGUAGUUUAACUGAACUGAGUCAUGAGAGGCCAAUUGUUAAAACUUAGUUCCAACUGAUUCUUAAACUGACUUUGGCCUCCAAAUAUAUUGCCCCCCGCCCCCCCCCCGCCCAAGAGCAUGUUACUACCUUUCUCUGAAAUGAACACAAAGUUUGAAUUUUCUCUGAAAUCUUUCAACCAACAUGUUAUCCCUAUUGAUAUAUUUCUUCCCGGCCAUCUUUUCUCAAAUGGAGAUGCCCCUAAAUCUUAAAUAAAUCUGAAUUUCCCAGGCAUACAAAUACAAGAGUAUCAUGUCUGGUCAUU